Exophiala oligosperma is the source of this 2378-nucleotide messenger RNA. Its product is annotated as glycerol kinase, variant. Gene Ontology annotation, cellular component: mitochondrion. The coding region runs from base 710 to 2122 and encodes 470 amino acids. Gene Ontology annotation, biological process: glycerol-3-phosphate biosynthetic process; glycerol metabolic process; triglyceride metabolic process. The record is from RefSeq and is a predicted model, not a curated record. The transcript is spliced from 2 exons. Gene Ontology annotation, molecular function: glycerol kinase activity. Lineage: Eukaryota; Fungi; Ascomycota; Eurotiomycetes; Chaetothyriales; Herpotrichiellaceae.
GUCGCCCCUCGUGCUCAUUCCACUUCUAGCCUUAUUCCCCGCGCCAUGUGGCUCUGUCCCCUGGCAAUCUCGCAAUCAUCCCAGCCCACUCCGCGUGUACCUCCCGGUCCCAUGGGCCGAAAUAGGAUGAGCAAGCGGGACGUGUGGGUUAUACUUCGUGGAGUUUCGGGGUGAUAACAGUCCAUGCUCGGGAAUUUGCCUGCAGAACGACACCGAGGGCCACCAAGACACGACUCGACAUGACCAGACAAUAUACCGAGCAUCUCGGCCUCCGCCCCGGUCUACUGGGACCAGGGAGAAUCGGGUAGGGUCAUACGACCAUGUGCCUCGCUUCAGCUGUGGACGGAGCACAUGUCGAGCAACCAACAAUCUCCGCAACGAUUUUUAUAAAGCACGUCUCUUUCCCCCCUCCCCAGAGAAGCUCUCCAGACCCCUCAGUUCACCCUCCAGACUCUCCUCCAACCUUCUUUCUCCGAGUUCUCGUGUCGAUUCAUUUUCAAAGUCCUUCAACCAGUAAUCAAUAUGGGCAGUGUUCAAGAGGUCUUCGUUGGUUCUAUUGACCAGGGAACCACCAGCUCUCGGUUCUUGAUCUUCAACAAACAAGGCGAGCCUGUGGCCUCUCACCAGCUUGAAUUCAAGCAAAUAUAUCCUCAGCCAGGGUAAGGACAGGCCAUCUGUUGAAUUUGAGAACAGCCUGUAAAUUGACUGAAUGACCUCUAGUUGGCACGAACAUGAUCCUCUCGAGAUCGUGGCUGGAGUCGAGGAAUGUAUCGACGGAGCGGUCAAGCAGUUCGAGAAUCAAGGCCACAACAUCAACAGCAUCAAGGCCGUUGGCAUCACGAAUCAACGUGAGACCACCGUCGUGUGGGACAAGGAGACCGGAGAGCCUCUGUACAACGCAAUCGUCUGGACAGAUACCCGUACCCAGGGUCUAGUCCGCAAACUAAAGCAACGCCUGGGUGCUGACAAACUCACCGACAUCUGUGGCCUUCCCCUAUCGACAUAUCCCUCAGUCGGCAAGCUUCUAUGGCUCCUCGAAAACGAGCCCAAAGUCAAGGCAGCCUAUGAGAAGGGCACUUUGGCUUUCGGAACCAUCGACGCAUGGCUCGUCUUCAAGCUGAACGGAGGCCUCAAGAGAAACAUCUUUGUGUCCGACCCUUCCAACGCCAGCAGGACGAUGUUCAUGAAUAUCAAGACUCUCAAGUACGACGAGUCACUCAUCGAUUUCUUCCGUAUCGACCGCACCAAGGUGCACUUCCCCAAGAUUGUGCAUUCCUCCGACCCAUCCGCAUAUGGCUCUCUUGCUUCCACGGUGCUCAAGGGCGUCCCAAUCACCGGCUGCCUUGGUGACCAGUCCGCGGCGCUCGUCGGCCAAAAGGGCUUUACCCCCGGCUUGGGCAAGAACACGUACGGCACGGGCUCCUUCAUCCUCUACAACGUGGGUGAGAAGCCCGUCAUCUCGACCCACGGCCUGUUGACCACCGUGGCCUUCGACUUUGGCGGCAACAGUAAACCCAUGUACGCGCUCGAAGGGUCCAUCGCCGUCGCCGGGUCCAGCGUCAAGUUCCUUGUCGACAACUUUGGCUUCAUCGAGAACUCGAGCAAGAUCAGCCAGUUGGCCGAGACGGUCGACGACAACGGCGGUGUCACCUUCGUCACCGCCUUUAGCGGCUUGUUCGCGCCAUACUGGAUCGAUGACGCCAGAGGGACCAUCUUUGGAAUCACGGCGUUCACGAACAGAGGGCACAUUGCCCGUGCCACACUCGAGGCCACCUGCUUCCAGACAAAAGCCAUUCUCGUGGCCAUGGAGAAGGAUUCGGGCCACAAGCUCACGGAACUGGCCGUCGACGGCGGCAUGUGCAAUUCCGACCUCACCAUGCAGACGCAGUCCGAUCUGAUCAGCAUCCCCGUCAAGAGACCGGCGAUGCGCGAGACCACGGCUCUAGGAGCUGCCAUCGCGGCCGGUCUCGCCGUAGGUGUGUGGGACAGCAUCGACGAGCUCAAGGCCGUCAACACCGAGGGCGUCACGACGUUCAAGCCUGCCAUCUCCAAGGAGGAGAGUGCGUCGCGCUUUGCUCGGUGGGAAAAGGCCGUGGAGAUGAGCAAGGGUUGGGCCAACUGAUCUUCUGUCAUUCUCCCAGUACGGUGUGGAAAGCGGCGAUACCUGUUUUCCUCUUUAUUGUAGCGUUUGGCGUUGUAACGGAAAAUCGGGACUGGCCAAAAACGAAAAAGAUUUCCCGGCAUGAUUCUUAUCUUUCAGGGGCCCUUUUGUGUUUGCAAGUGCAAAAAGAACUCUGGAGGACAGAGAGACAGGGGGGGGGAAAGAGUCUGUACGACAUACAAACAAGUAGUGCCCUAUGAUGAUGACCUUCUCCGAA